Messenger RNA from Hippocampus zosterae (dwarf seahorse), 2345 nucleotides. RefSeq names its product guanine deaminase (gene gda). The record is from RefSeq and is a predicted model, not a curated record. The transcript has 14 exons. NCBI's taxonomy places the organism in Eukaryota, Metazoa, Chordata, Actinopteri, Syngnathiformes, Syngnathidae. Gene Ontology annotation, biological process: guanine catabolic process. Gene Ontology annotation, cellular component: cytosol. Bases 92 to 1474 code for a protein of 460 amino acids. Gene Ontology annotation, molecular function: zinc ion binding; guanine deaminase activity.
CAGGAGUCGACCGUUUUGGUAAGACCCUCGACUCAAAAGUCGCAGUUCGACGCUGGUGAGUGCGCGACUUUCGUGUUUCUCUGAAAUUGUGAUGGCGAACCCGGACGGAGCCGCUGAGAAGAAACGCGUCUUCAGGGGGAAUUUGAUCCAUGCCACCCACGAAGAAGCAGUCAAGGUCCUGGAAGAUGCACUCUUAGGAGUUGAUGCCGACGGGAAGAUCGCCUUUAUUGGUGAAAGCAAAGAGCUGGAUCGACUCUCAAAAGAAUUUGCAUUCAGUCCAUCCUCAGUAAUUCAGUUGGAAAAACAUGAAUUCCUCAUGCCCGGAAUGGUGGACACCCACAUCCAUGCCCCUCAAUACAGCUACAUUGGCACGGCUCUGGACAUGCCCCUGCUUGACUGGCUCAACACUUACACGUUUCCAGUCGAAUCACGCUUCAAAGACCAGAAUUUUGCACGGGAGGUCUACACUCAAGUCGUGAAAAGAACUUUGAGAAAUGGGACAACCACCGCUUGUUACUUUGCCACAAUACAUACUGACUCCACUCUCUUGCUGGGUCACAUUGCAGACAAGUUGGGACAGCGAGCCUUGGUGGGCAAGGUGUGUAUGGACCAGAACGAAUCAGUGAAACAUUACAAAGAGACCAGUCAAGAGUCCCUGGAGGAAACGCGUCGGUUCAUUGCUGAGCUCUUGGAGAAGAAGUAUGCUCUGGUGAAGCCCGUGGUAACACCUCGCUUUGUCCUGUCAUGCUCGAGCACCUUGUUGGGACAACUGGGACAGCUCGCGAAGAAUAGCAACCUGCAUAUUCAGAGCCAUAUCAGUGAAAAUGUCGACGAGGUGAAGAUUGUCAAGGAGAUGUUUCCUGAUUCCGAUUCCUACACGGAUGUCUACCACAAACACAACCUGAUGACCGACAAGACAGUGAUGGCGCACGGCUGCUAUCUGAGUGAUGAAGAGUUGGCCUUGUUUCGAGAGACAGGCGCCUCUUUGUCUCACUGUCCAAACUCCAACAUCUCGUUGUGCAGCGGACUCCUCGAUGUCCGUAACGUGCUGAACCACAAAGUGAAACUUGGCCUCGGAACAGACGUGGCGGGCGGCUACUCGGCCUCGAUGCUGGAUGCUGUGCGGAAAACCUUGGACACGUCCAAAAUACUGACCAUACAGAACCCGCAACAUGUGAGGCUCACCUUUGAGGAAGUGUUCCGCUUGGCCACACUCGGAGGCAGCCAAGCUCUGUCCAUGGAUUCCCAAAUUGGAAACUUUGAAGUGGGCAAAGACUUUGACGCCUUGAGAGUGAACGUAGCCGUUCCUGGGGGGCCCAUUGACUUGAUCCAGCAGGACAAACCAAAGAUUAUUCUGGAAAAGUUUUUGAAUAUGGGUGACGACAGAAAUAUCGUGGAGGUUUAUGUGGCUGGAAGAAAAGUAGUCCCAUCCUCCGAGAACCUCCUCGACGAAACCUCGCAUCAGUUGGAUUAAAUUGCUCGAAAUGUUGCUUCCCUCUAAUAAUUGAUAUUAGAAGUGAGUCACGUUAGGGCUGUCAUUUGAUUAUUUGUAGUGACCAAAUUUUUUAUUCAUUUACAAGGGAAAUUUUUACAACUUCCACACACCAGUUUGGCAAGUAAAAAAGAUUGCAAUAUAUCAGCAACUCUGCAUUUAACUGCAUGUUUUGUUUUGUUUUUUUCCUUUAAAUUAGCCCACAGUAUGGCUAAUUUUGCUAGUGCUUGUGCUAAUUAAAAAAAAAGCACUCUGUGCCUUGCCAUUUACUACAAUAUGUGUGGUUGUAACCUUAAAUUUAGGUUUCAAAAAACCUCUUCAUUCCCCCCCUCUUUUUUUUUUACAUUUGUGUGGCCUGAAAUAUGGCAUAAAACCUAUGCAACAAUUUUAUGAAUAUACUCCUGUCAUAGCUGUACCUGGUGUGCUUUAAAAGUCACUGUGUUUUGGUUUCAGAUUGCACAGGCACGUGAUCUUUUUUUUUAUUAUAUUCCAUUUUUUAAUAUUCCUGAGUUGUUGCAAGAAAAAUCUGUCAUCUGUCACUGUCAAAGAAUGUACACUUUUGUAAACCUUAUUUUCAAAGCAAAUCUAGUGCAACUAAUAGAUUGCAUUUGAAGUGUGUAUUCUGCUCGUAUUCAGUCAUGCUGUAUAACUUUCCCAGGCCUGCAGCAUAGCUUGGCAUCCUUGAGUAAUCAUCACUUAAAAUUGGAACACCCUGCCUACUGGAGACGCACAAACAUUGGAAUGCACCAGUUGAUACACGCUAAGAAACGGUUUAGUAGAAAUGAAAGUUAUGAUGAAAGAUUUUACUGAUGUCAAAUAUGUGCCUUGGCUCAAUAAAGGUUGUGAAAAAUGU